GGGAAUGGGAGCAGACAUUUCAAGAACUGAUCUGUCAGGAGAAACCCCGGGCCAGAUGGACCCUGAAGAUGGAUGGAAGCCUUCGGCCAGACUGUGUGGCCCAGGGGUGGAAGCAAUACCAGCAGAAAGGAUUUGGCAGAUGGCUCAGUGGUAAAGAAGCUCCUGCCAAGCAAGAGGUGCAGAUUUGACCCUUGGAUUGUGAAGAUCCCCUGAAGAAGGAAAUGGCAACCCACUCCAGUAUUCUUGCCUGGGAAAUCCCAUGGACAGAGAAGCCUGGUUCUCGUGUUCCUCAUGCCGUCGAAGCUGGGCUUCUGCCCAAGUGAAGAUCCUAUGUCACAUGUACCUGGAGAACCAGAAAUCCCCAGGCAAGGUGCUCAUGCGGAUCUUUGGACAGAGGUGCAAGAAGUGCUCCCGGUCUCAGUUUGAGAAGCCUGAUUUCUCCCCAGAAAGCAGAAAUAGGAUUCUGCAAAACCUGGUGCAGCGUGUUCUGGAGAAAUUCUACAGAAAUGGUUUCAGGAAGGUUUCGGAGUUACCCGUGAUCCCGGAAGUACCUUUGAAUGGGUCCCACGACACGGCCAAUUGUGAAGCAUGUGUUCUGGGCUACUGUGUACUGAACUCAGAAAACGGCAUGACAGGGCCAGAAAGAUCCUCUGUCUCCUACAUGGAGAUUGGGAGUUCCUCUCCUCACAAUGGUGACCAGUGUGGCCAAAACCGAUCUAGGAACCACUUAGCAGUGGGGAGUGGGUAUUCUGGUGCCCAUAUAGGCUCAGGGCCCAGCCAUGUCACUGCUGGGAUCCAAGUGCCUGGGAAAGGCCCUCAGCCUAAACGGGAGAUGGGCGAGCUGUUCAGACCAGGGGCAGAUCGACAGGCUGCACGGGCAACCGGCCCACAGCCCAUCCGAGUAGCAGGAUCACUUCCCCCAGGGUGGACAGAUCCACGGCCCAUUCAAGCAGUAGGCCCACUACCUUCAGGGCGUGCGCAUUCACAGUCUACACAGGGGAGAGGACCACAGGCCCCCCGGAUGACGUACUCUCAGGCUAUAAGGAGGUCAGGCCAGCAGUCAACACACGAGGCACAAGCCACAAAAGGGGCACAGCUUCAGGCCACAAAGGUGACAGAACCACAGCCCACCAGAGCGACAAUCCCAAGGGCCACAUCAGGAUCAGACAGUCAGGCUAAAGGGAUGACAGGCCCCCCACCACAGAGGUCAAGCUCACAGCCCACACGGAAGGCAAUCUUGAAGGUCACAUCAGGGUCAGACAGUCAGGCUAAAGGGAUGACAGGCCCCCCACCACAGAGGUCAAGCUCACAGCCCACACGGAAGGCAAUCCCGAAGGCCACAUCAGGGUCAGACGGUCAGGCUAAAGGGAUGGCAGGCCCCCCACCACAGAGGUCAAGCUCACAGCCCACACGGAAGGCAAUCCCGAAGGCCACAUCAGGGUCAGACGGUCAGGCUAAAGGGAUGGCAGGCCCCCCACCACAGAGGUCAAGCUCACAGCCCACACAGGAGGCAAUCCCGAAGGCCACAUCAGGGUCAGACAGUCAGGCUAAAGGGAUGAUAGGCCCCCCACCACAGAGUUCAAGCUCACAGCCUGCACAGGAGGCAUUCCCGAAGGCCACAGUAGGGUCAGACAGUCAGGCUAAAGGGAUGACAGGCCCCCCACCACAGAGGUCAAGCUCACAGCCCACACAGGAGGCAAUCCCGAAGGCCACAUCAGGGUCAGACAGUCAGGCUAAAGGGAUGACAGGCCCCCCACCACAGAGGUCAAGCUCACAGCCUACACAGGAGGCAAUCCCGAAGGUCACAGUAGGGUCAGACAGUCAGGCUAAAGGGAUGGCAGGCCCCCCACCACAGAGGUCAAGCUCACAACCUGCACAGGAGGCAUUCCCGAAGGCCACAGUAGGGUCAGACAGUCAGGCUAAAGGGAUGACAGGCCCCCCACCACAGAGUUCAAGCUCACAGCCUGCACAGGAGGCAUUCCCGAAGGCCACAGUAGGGUCAGACACUAAGGCUACAAGGAGGGCAGGUCUCCCACUGGAGUCAAGCUCACAGUCCACAUGGCCACAUGUAGGACCUUCAUGUGGAAGUCAAGCUGCCUGGGGCAGGGAGGAGAGGUACUCACCUGGAGGGUCUGUAUCAGACAGCUUUUUCAGAUUACCUCCCUCAAAUGAUCUCCGUAACCAGGAGCAGCUGUUCAGGUGGGGCUAUGUCUGUAUUUUUGCUCUGUUUACCUUUCUGGUGUCUAAAUACUUAUGAGUAGAAUGAUGGAAAAAAAAAAAAAAAAAGAGCUGUCUUCUCUUAAUUCCAUGAUAGUCAGUGAACUGGCUGCCAUUUUAAUAUGACAAAAUUUGCUCUGGGACCAAUGCAGGGUCAAGUUUAGAGAAUAACCAAUGGAUCCUGGACCUCCUCUGCAGGUAGUUUAAAACAUGACCCAGGGAAUGCAAAUUGAUUAAGCUACUAUAAAGAAUACUAUGGAGAUUCCUUUUAGAAAACUAAGAAUAAAGCCAUCAUAUGACCCGGUAAUCCCACUACUGGGCAUAUACCCUUAGGAAACCAUAAUUGAAAAACACACUUGUACCCCAAUGUUCAUUGCAGCAUUAUUUACAAUAACUAGGACAUGGAAGCAACCUAGAUGUCCAUUGACAGAUGAAUGGAUAAAGAAAUUGUGGUACAUAUACACAUUAGCUACAGAAAGGAAUGCAUUUGAAUCAGUUCUAAUGAGGUGGAUGAAUCUAGAGCCUAUUAUACAGAGUGAAGUAAGUCAGAAAGACAAAUAUUGUGUAUUAACACAUAUAUACAGUAUAUAUGGAAUCUAGAAAGAUGGUACUGAUGAUCCUAUUUGAAGGGCAGCAAAAGAGACACAGACAUCAAGAACAGACUUAGGGUCACAGUGGGGGAGGGAGAGGGUGGGAUGACUUAAGAGAGUAGUGCUGAAACACAUACAUUACCAUAUGUAAAACAGACAGUCAGUGGGAAUUUGCUGUAUGAUUCAGGGAACCCAAACCAGGUGCUGUGACAACCUAGAGGGGUAGGAUGGGGGCGGGGGGAGGUGGGAGGGAGUUUUAAGAGGGAGGGGACAUAUGUAUACCUAUGGCUGAUUCAUGUUUAUGUAUGGCAGAAAUCAUCACACUAUUGCAAUUAUACUCCAAUUAAAAAAAAUGACCUCACAGUUAAUGGAACCAAUAAUAUUUGUUAAAUCAUUAAAAGAUUUUUGCUGGUGCAUUCACUCAUUCAUUGAUAU
Messenger RNA from Dama dama (fallow deer), 3242 nucleotides. It is a transcript of the gene RTP4, whose product is annotated as receptor transporter protein 4. Gene Ontology annotation, biological process: detection of chemical stimulus involved in sensory perception of bitter taste; protein insertion into membrane; protein targeting to membrane. The coding region runs from base 260 to 2257 and encodes 665 amino acids. Gene Ontology annotation, cellular component: cytoplasm. The transcript is spliced from 3 exons. NCBI's taxonomy places the organism in Eukaryota, Metazoa, Chordata, Mammalia, Artiodactyla, Cervidae. The record is from RefSeq and is a predicted model, not a curated record. Gene Ontology annotation, molecular function: olfactory receptor binding.